Messenger RNA from Hippoglossus stenolepis (Pacific halibut), 2024 nucleotides. RefSeq names its product acireductone dioxygenase 1 (gene adi1). Gene Ontology annotation, molecular function: acireductone dioxygenase [iron(II)-requiring] activity. The record is from RefSeq and is a predicted model, not a curated record. Lineage: Eukaryota; Metazoa; Chordata; Actinopteri; Pleuronectiformes; Pleuronectidae. The coding region runs from base 63 to 602 and encodes 179 amino acids. The transcript has 4 exons.
CUGCGUGCGACACGCAGUGGUCAGUGGGGCUUCCUGUUUACUUGUGGAGUCCAGCAGCUGCAAUGGAGAUGGAAGCGUGGUACAUGGACAGCUCGGACGAGGACCAGAGGAGGCCGCACCGGCUGGAGCCGAACCAGUCUGCUUCACUGGGAGCGCUGGAGCAGCUCGGGGUGUUCCACAGGAAGUUGAAUGCUGAUAUCUACGAAACAGACCCAGAGCUGGAGCAGAUCCGCAAAGACCAGGGCUACAGCUACAAGGACAUCAUCACCAUCCACAAGGACACACUACCUGGCUAUGAGGACAAGCUGAAGAUGUUCUUCGAGGAGCACCUGCACCAGGAUGAUGAGAUCCGCUACAUCCUGGACGGCCGGGCCUACUUUGACGUCAGGGACAAGGAGGAUAGAUGGAUCCGAAUUUCUAUGAGCAAAGGAGACUUGAUCACUCUACCGGCAGGAAUCUACCACCGCUUCACCCUGGACGAGACCAACUACACUAAAGCCAUGAGGCUGUUUGUGGGGGAGCCUGUGUGGAAGGCUUACAACCGUCCAGCUGAUGACCUGGACAUCCGUUCGAAGUACAUGGCUUCUCUGCAGGGAUCCUGAGAGAGGAAGAUGCUGCACACGUUAUCAUCAUCGACAGACUGGAAUCCAUCAGGGUCUCUGAUUGGGUUCUACCAGGGCAAUAUAGCAGGUUUUCCAUGAGUAUGUUAAAGGAGAUUAAAACAGAAUGAUUAAGAUGUUUAUAUCGAGGCAAAUGAAACGAUGUAGCUUACAUUUAGACAGUCUCAGUGGAAAUCUGAAUAAUGACUUAAAUGCUCUCAGAUGCAAGCGUUUCAUUUUUUUAAAUAUUUGUGUACUCUUCAAAACACUAUAUUUAAGUGGCAAAUACUUCAGACUUCACUACAGUUACUAAGAUAAAAUCUGAAGUACCCAUAAAUAUAUAAAGUAGUUCAUAUAAUUACCACCUCUGCUGCUCUGACAGAACUCUUGCAGGAUGAAGGAAUAGAUUUUAUGGAGAUGGAUAUUGUUAUGAUCAGGUGCAUUAUGGAGACUGGCAGGUGAUCCGUACCAACAUUACCAAGUUGUAUUAACCCUCCCCAAAUCUUACCGAAAUCUGUGAACUGUGUCAUGCUGGUGGAUGAAGACAUUUAAGUCAGAGUGAGAGAAAUAAACAAAUAGAUCUACACCCAGACAAUCUCCAAAUCACCAGCUACUGUCAAAAUAGGUCUAAAAGUCUAAAUUACCAUAAAUAGCAAUGUUUCACUUAGGAAGGGGCCGUUAGGCAUAAUGAGCCCCUCUGUCUUUGGUACGUUCUUUAAAUAUGUAGCUGAUGCUUUUAUAUUAUAUAAGUAUAAAGUAUGAUUUAUAUAUAAGUUAAGCUUUGAUUGCAGAGAUCUAAAAUGUGCUAAUUAGCACUAGUGCCAACUGAUACUUAAUAUUGUUCUAUAACAGAAUUAUGAGCAUCCGUGUAUAUAUUGUCCGAUUUAAAAACCUUUUUUACAGGUCGAUACAGAAAAAAAAAUUGCUCAAGGUAAAUGAGAAAUGGUGUAGUCAGAUAGUUUGUCCAGCAGAUGGCGCUCCGACUCCAUUGUUUACAGCACUGUCUGCAGUACAUGUAGCGUCACAGCUCUUUACAAUAAAUGACAUACUUAGUACUUUGUGAAAUACUUUGCUUAAUGAACCACAACCUGAUCCCUCCUCAGGAUAACUCAAACAAACGUGUAUAUAUCACAACUCCAUAAAAUUGGCACCAGUAUUAGUCGUGCCAUAAUUAUUACUAUGCUGUUUCUGAAUACUUUUACCACUGCUGGGUAAUCUGGGUAAAAGGGCCUUCUUCUCUUUGAUUGUUUUAUGUAUACGAGGUUCUGUCAAAUCUCAGCUUCACCAGCAUGGGAGAAAAAUGAACAAGGCAAUGAAUAAUUAGCGUUUUAAAUUUUCACAGUAAAAUAUCCUGGUGAUGUUUGAAUAUUUGUGAGCGUGUGUGCUGCAAAACUUUAUAUCUGAAAAUAAAACUGGCAAUCACAA